AUGGCCGCCUCAGUGUCGUCUGCCGUCGGGAAACUCCUUCAGUCGUGUACAGCCAUUGGGGGAAACCUGUUGAAUUCGAUCAUCGCCAUUUUCCAAGCCUUCCUGGCGCUGUUCCAGGAGGUGAUUGGAAGCGUGCUGCACCUGGUUCAGGCCCUUGUCGCAUUUGCCGCCGAGGUCUUCCAAGGAGCAUUGGGUUUCGUUAUGGCAAACUUCUUCGGACUUCUGGUGAUUGGUGGAGUGUACUACUGGUACACGCACCGUGAAGGUUCUGGGAGGAGUCGCUCGUCGAAGAAACGCAUCCCCUGA
Messenger RNA from Epithele typhae, 306 nucleotides. RefSeq lists its product as uncharacterized. The record is from RefSeq and is a predicted model, not a curated record. The transcript has 2 exons. The coding region runs from base 1 to 306 and encodes 101 amino acids. NCBI's taxonomy places the organism in Eukaryota, Fungi, Basidiomycota, Agaricomycetes, Polyporales, Epitheliaceae.